Raphanus sativus (radish) is the source of this 1317-nucleotide messenger RNA. RefSeq lists its product as uncharacterized. NCBI's taxonomy places the organism in Eukaryota, Viridiplantae, Streptophyta, Magnoliopsida, Brassicales, Brassicaceae. Gene Ontology annotation, cellular component: nucleus. Gene Ontology annotation, biological process: protein desumoylation. Gene Ontology annotation, molecular function: deSUMOylase activity. The record is from RefSeq and is a predicted model, not a curated record. The coding region runs from base 1 to 1317 and encodes 438 amino acids. The transcript is spliced from 4 exons.
AUGGCUCAACUCAACCAAGUUGUGUCUCACCUUCGGGGUUCUUCAGAGACAGUUGGAAAAGAUAGAGCAUCUGAGAUUCCUUCUCCUUCAGCAACAAUGGGGAAAGACAAAGAAAAAUCACAAAGUCCAUGCCCUUUAAUAGCAAAGGAGAAAGGCAAAGGCAAGGUUGAUGACACUGCGGUUCGUCGUAGCCCUCGGCAAGUCAUAAAGGGGCCUGAAACUGAAGAUUUGAUGGAUUUUUUGAAGAAUUUGUCACAACCAUCUACCACCCGUGGGGAACCUUCAUCGAAAAGUGACGAGAUGGGGACCCAAGAUGAUUUAGAAGCUGCCAUGGGAAACCUUUCUCAAGCAUCAUAUGUUCAAGGUUUUGAUCCCUCUCAAAAAACACCAUCGGUUACUCCAUUACGGACAGUUAAGCCUGCCGGUUGGACAACACCCACUCUCAAAGAUUUUGAAUUACCGGAGGACCGUGUGAACGACGAGGACUACUCGUUAGUGUUUGUCCCUGAGGAUUCAUGGGCCAAACUGAUUGAGUGGUGCUCAAAUUCGAAGCAACAACUUAGAGUUGGACCUUCUAUUUACACAAGGGAAUUAGCAGAACGUAUAAUUGGACCUAAUGUGUGGUUAAAGAAUUAUGAAAUUGAUGCUAUGUUGUACCUAUUUCGCGAGAAGACUUCUUUGAGACGAUGGAACAUAUCCAAAGUAGCCUUCAUGAGCUGUCUCUUCAGUAACCAAAUGAAGAAUUCUUACAAAGUAGUCAAGAACGACAUAAAAACUUUCAAGGUGGAAGGACUGCUCCACAAUUACGGAAUAGGUGAACUUCCUGCUGACGGACGAACAGGACUACUGUGGGAUCUUGAUGUGGACCGGAUGUAUGUGCCUCUUCUUGUGCACGGUAACCACUGGAUCUCUAUGUGCGUCGACUUUGUUAAUCGUUCAAUAUUGGUCUUCGACUGUUUGGGAAUGAAAUACAACAGGGAUUUAGAGCCAUUUUCCCAUCUCAUCCCGAGAAUUGUCAAAGCUGUGCAGUCUUCAAACAAGAAGGGACUUGUUGUCAAGCCAUAUGCUGUCACUUACGCUCCAAUGCCUUUCCUAAACAAGAGUAGCAGCGACUGUGGUGUAUAUGCAUUGAAGCACAUUGAGGCACAUCUUCUAGGCUUGGACUUAAGCUUGGUGAACGACGACAACAUUCAGGAAGCUCGACAGAAGAUUGCUUAUGACCUAUGGGAAGCAGCUAAUGAUCAUGUGCUCUUAACGCGGAUGUCACUGUUCUGUCCUCCGAAGCCUACCACACGGUCUUCGGUUACCAUUUUAUGA